CGUUAGUCCAACUGGGCAUUUGGUCGUUUAGUUCGUUUUGACUUUGUUUGUUGAAACGUCGUUUGCCGUCUGUCGUUCCUUCGCUCUUUGGAUUUCUGUGAGCGUCGCAGCUGCAGUGCUUGUAUAUUUUGUUAUUGUUUAUAUAUCUAACUGGCUUCAAAAAAACUUAAUGUGGAAGUGGUAAAACUAAAAGAAUUGAAAACUAAAUAAAGAUAUUAAAAAAAAGCGUGAAAACGCAAAUAAAACUGAAAAUUACGUUAUUCGUAAUACAUAGAAACAGUUUUAUUACGGUAUGGAAAAAUCUUCCGAUUCAGCGACUACCCCGCCGUCGACGUCGUCGUCAAGUGCUCACGUUGGCGGAGCAUCAUCGACGUCGAAGUCGACAAACAAUGAAAACGUCGUGAAUCCAUGUGAAAACGGUAGUACGUCAGUGAGUAGUUAUAGAAUGUCCCCACCUCCCCCUAAAAUGUCCUAUAGACCAGCAAAUAUUACCGGUAAAUCGAAUAUAGAGUGUAAACCAUCACUAUUAUCAAUAAUGUCAGCAUCAAGACUACCUAGGCAGGAGGCCGAGAGCAGAGCUGGGACUGCGAAUGCUGUUACUUCCGCUACCACUUCCACUAGUAAUGCCUCCUGCCCCUCCUCUUGUUCGCCGAUAUCCCCAUCCCUCACCGCAAACAGUAAUGCUUCGUCAUCUUUAACAAAUACUGCCACGGUUAGACAUGGCGCCUUCAUACCACCCCCACGCACGAUGCCAGUGAGCGGCUCACUGGCAGCUACAACAUUACAGCACACAACGUCGCCACAUGCUGUACAACUACCCCACAUCAACUUAAAUAUUAACACCACGACUGGUGGUAAUUUUGGUGUGACAGUGGACCCUCAAAUCUCGGUGGAGAACUUAAAGAAGAUAAUUGCUAAGAAGCUAAAGGUGGCCAAGGAUCGAAUUUGUUUGCUGCAUCGUGAAAAAGAACUUCAAGAAGGCACCCUAAAGGAUAAUAAUCUCAUGGAUGGCUCCAGAAUAAUAUUGAUACCAAAUGUGGAGACUGGUUUACUGGCUCAACGUCCGGAGAAUACCGUAAUGCAAGCUCUAGAGUCUCUUAACGAUUCUCAAGUGAACGAUUUUCUCAGCGGCAAAACACCAUUAAAUCUGAGCAUGCGACUUGGUGAUCAUAUGAUGUUGAUUCAAUUGCAACUAAGCACCGUGAAUCCAACAAAUAUAACUAACUCAAUUAAUACUAACAGUGGUGGUACUUGCUCAAGUGGAUCCGCAGCGUUGCGUGCGCGUUCUAGCCAGCGCAAUAAUCGGUCCGCUGUGGCGGCAAGCCCUACUCACCAUCACCAUCAUCACCACCACCACCAUCACCACCAUCAGACGACAACAAUCGAAGCAGUAAGCGCUGCUACAUCCUCGGGUGAUGGUCCAGCAGCGGCAUCAAACAUCCAAAAUCAAAUGCGCAACUGCACCGGAAACGCUUUACUUGCCGGACGCAUGCCAGUGGGCUCAACAUCGCAAUCGGUUGGGAAUAAUACCCUCAAUACUACCAAUACUACUUUGACCUCUCACGCGGCUACAAAAUCUGCCGGCAGCAGUAGCACUUUGAAAAGCUCGAACCUCAGCUCGUUACUGACCAAGCGUGACUAUGAAAACAUACACAAUUUGGUUAAGAGUAUCGCGUUGUCACAACCAACACGUUUGACUUCGCAUCCCUCACAACAAUUGCGCCAGGGCGCUGCUAAUACUGUGAGCAAUGCUGGCACUUCAAUAUCGGCCAACUCGGUUGCAUCAACGACCGCCGAAUUCCAGAACUCAAGUGCUUCCACAACGACAGAUGGCGUUCCUCCUUUACUGGAACAGUCGCCAAUCAAAUCGCUGUCAAACCUCGUCUCCAGUCCCAUUAAAACAGCCGCCUUAAAGAGCAUUCCCAUCUCGAAAAACGGCAGCGCUAGCGGCAGCGAAAAUUCCAGCAGUACCUCCCAGGUCGUCGCCGCAGAAACAGCAUGUCAAGAUCCUAUCGCCGCCAAACUUACCUCGUGUCUUUGCACACGUCUCCAUGGUGAUUCGACCGUUAAAGCUGCUUGUAUAGAAAGCACAGAAGUAGGUAGUAUGGUUCCUUCACGUUCAGAGGCAAUGAUUACAGAGAAAGGCAGUGUCACGGCACCACAAUUUCAACGCAGCAGUUCACCGCUGCCAAAAAUUGUGUCGGUUUCCAGUGGUAGUGGCUCUAGCGGCAACAGCACGCCUGUAGCCGCUUCAUUGCACAAAACUGCUAACAACCCCAUCACGCGCUCGAGACAUCGCAGCCACCACCAUUACCACCAUCAUCAUCACUAUCACCAGCAGCAGCAGCAACAGCAGCUGCAGCUUGCACCGAUUUUGCGGCCAAGGCCUAGUUCCAACGCUUUGGCCCGACCCAUUCGAUUGGCGGCGCAAAGGUGUUAUGACAGCGGAAUUGGCUCUGAAGGAGAAGCUCCAACUGACAGCACCAACAACGCUCGAUCAUUGGCUCGACCAUUGGCAGCGUCCGCAUCACCAGCUGGCCCAGCAAGAUUGCCUGCAACAGCACCCAACGCUUGCGGUAGCAGCAACGAAUUAAAUGAUACAGGCGUUGCUGUCUCAGAUACACGUACACUAGCCGAGGCGUCACGCAAUCUAACGCAGACGUUACGUAAACUCUCGAAGGAUGUAUUUACAAACAAAAUAGAUUUAACCGGCGGCGAAGAAACGCCACGCAAAAAUAAUUCGGGCGCAGUUAUUGAAUCCAUGAAGAACCACGGCAAGGGCAUCUACUCGGGCACCUUUUCAGGCACGCUCAACCCAGCGCUGCAAGAUCGUUUUGGACGCCCAAAACGCGAUAUUUCUACGGUCAUACAUAUUUUGAACGAUUUGUUGAGUGCCACACCGCAGUACAGCCGCGGAGCACGCAUAAGUUUCGAGGCGCCAUCCGCAACGUCUGCGGCAGGUGGUGGUUCAAGCACCAAUGGCACGGCUGUGCAUGGAAUACGCAGCAAGCAGCUCGCCGGUAAGCAUCAUAAUCACCAGCAUUCACAGUCAUGCGUGAAAUGUGUAAAAUCACAACAGCAACACGGCAGCAAUAACGCCUGCGCUUACGGCGAAUGCAAUGGUCACUAUGCCGGCAGCAAAACCUCAUCUACCCGAAACAGCAACGGCUGUUGUAAAGACGGCACCGCCACCACUGGCGGCAGCAAUCACGCCGAUGAACGAUCCGUCUGCAGUUGUCGUUGGCGCAACAAUAGCGAGACCGGCGAACGGGAACAUGAAGAAAUGUGCCAAAAAUGUGCAACCGAAUUGGAGAACUCGAAAAUGAAAUCAAAAAUCGAUCAGCUGCGACAGGUAAUGCUGCAGAGCAAGCAGCGUCGUGAGGCGCGCAAAUUGAAGGGUGCUCCCUAUGGCGCACGUAUGGCCGGUUCAUCCACCAAGGCGGCAAUAGCUACAACUACCGUUGCGGUGUGCGCAAAUAGCACCUCGACUACAAUGUCUACGACUGUACCAUCCACGUUGAGUACAACCAGCACACAGCAGCUGGCCAGCAAUAGCAACAACACAACCACGCCAAGUGAAGUAUCGCCAAAUCAUAUUGUGGAGGAGGUGGACACAGCAGCUUAAAUAUGCGACAGCAAAAACAUACAACAAAGAGACGACGUCACUCAGCAGCAGCUAUUCACAAUCUUUGAUAGAUUGAGAGUAAGCAGUAAAAAGUGUAGCGCCGGUGUGCACGGCAUCAUGGAAUAUCCACAACCAAUUACUUAUCCUAACUUGUAGCAUUUAUUAGUUUAUUCAAUAGGGAAAAUUUUUGCAAAAUAAUCCUCGUCAUUUUUGAGUAAAUCAUUUGCAGUAAUAGAAAAACAAUUUAAUGCCUACAAAUAUUAAAAAAGAAAGAAAAAAAACAAAA
This is a messenger RNA of Anastrepha ludens (Mexican fruit fly), 3911 nucleotides long. It is a transcript of the gene stx, whose product is annotated as midnolin homolog. Gene Ontology annotation, molecular function: protein binding. Bases 293 to 3625 code for a protein of 1110 amino acids. Gene Ontology annotation, cellular component: nucleus. NCBI's taxonomy places the organism in Eukaryota, Metazoa, Arthropoda, Insecta, Diptera, Tephritidae. The record is from RefSeq and is a predicted model, not a curated record. The transcript is spliced from 5 exons.